UAAGUUCCCAAACAGUGAAUAAUUAUAUGUAAACCGUUAUACUAUAUACGAAUCGACAACCAGGGGAACUGCUGAGCCGGAGGAUAGUAAAUACUCUAAGUCAUCCGUCGCAUCCGUUCGCCUUCGUCGUCUUCGCUAGUCAACUUAGUCAACUUAGUCAAGUCCUUUUCGCUAGUUGUUAGUUGUUGGUCUCUCUUUAGUCCUUUAGUCCCUCCUUCCAUUCGCUCCAUUCGCUCCAUUCUCUCAACGGUCUCCUCGACGGUUCGGUCUCAGCCUGCCGCUUUCUUCGCCAUGUCUUCGGCCGCAACAAGCGCCGACCCAGCGGCGGCAGCAGCUGCUGCUGCCGCAGCCCAAGCCGCCAUGCUUCAGUUUACCAUAGAGGCCUUCACGCUGCUCUCCGUUGGCCUCUUUAUUACCAUGCUUCGGACGUUCGCUCGUAUAAAGGCCGUAGGAAUUAAAGGUUUACAGGCCGACGAUUAUCUAGUCUGGGUCGGAGCGAUAUUUUACGCCAUCGAGACCAGUCUUGCGUAUUCCGUCGGACAUGUCGCUCAAGGUUUGGCCAACAACGGUAUGACGGAUGCUCAACGAGCCGCAUUAUCGCCCGACAGCGCUGAAUUCGCCACGAGAGUUGUCGGUUCGAAGAUCCAACUUGCCGGAUGGUCGUCAUACUCCGUCCUUCUCUGGUCACUUAAGGCAUCUCUUUUAGUAUUUUAUAUGCGAUUAACUGCGGGUCUCAAAAAAACUUACCUGAUCCGCAUUUACAUCGGUUUCGGUCUUUUGGGAGCUAGUUUCGUCACCAUCUUGAUGAACCUCUUCCUCGCUUGCCGUCCCUUCCAUCUCUACUGGCAGAUUAACCCCGACCCAGGCAACACAUGCCAACCGGCCGUCUCAAACCAGAUCAUCUGGGUCUACCUCUCGAUGAACGUAAUCACUGACCUGUAUCUCAUCUCGAUUCCCGUCCCCAUGCUUUGGCAAUCGAGUUUGAGACCCGUGAAGAAGUUCGGCUUGAUCCUUCUAUUUAGCGGAGGAUUAUUCGUCGUCGCAUGUGCCAUUCUCCGAUGCGCACUCAUCGUAACCGACCCGGUUAACGGAGCGCAACUGGCUGGAUCGUGGGCUGUUCGAGAAACAUUCGUCGCCGUCAUUACGACUAACCUUCCCAUGGUCUUCCCUCUUAUCAAGAAUUGGCUUACUCCCGUCCUGGGGUCUCUUCUCACCACCAUGCGUUCGCAGCAGAAGCUCACCGACAAGGAGUCCAGGAGCGACUUGCGCACAUUCGGCGGUGGCAGUCACAACACCUGGAAACGUCGCGGCGGACCUCCUACGGCGAACCCUAUCACCAAUAUCACCUUCAACGAGAGCGAGGAGCGGAUGGUCGAUGACGUCAAGCUACAGGAUCUGAAGGGAUGGACCGACUCCAGCACCACGGGUAGCGCCCCGGCCCCUAACAACAACAUACGGAAACACGUCGAGGUCGCCGUCGUUAGCGAAGCGCGUGACGAGAGGGACCUACCGGAUCACCGCGGCCACGUCGUCGGCGACGAGGAAAACCAACACCACGGCAACUUCUCUUUCGCUAGAGGACCGCGAAGGUCAAGCUACACCGGCCAAGGUCGCAUGUAACAACAUUGCCGUAUGUAAAAACAUUUUAAAAGGUUAUAGUUAAUGAACUUUUUUCUUAAAAAGUAAUAUACCCGCCAACUUCCUCUUCGCCGGCGCAAAACGGGACAGCGCAGAAAAAAAAUCGGUGGCGCUAAACGUGUAGGAGAUAUAUAUAAAAAGCGGUAAAGGAAACUGGAACUAUUUCGGCUCUUUCAGCGGUGUCUUCCAUCGUUUCCAAUUGUAUAUAGGAGCUCGGGAGUAACUUAUACGGGAGUCCCCAAUCCUCAGCCGGUUCAACAGGGACGAUUUGUUUAUUCUUGCGUUCACAAACUCUGGCUGGUAAAGA
Messenger RNA from Annulohypoxylon maeteangense, 1945 nucleotides. RefSeq lists its product as uncharacterized. Bases 292 to 1620 code for a protein of 442 amino acids. The transcript is spliced from 6 exons. Lineage: Eukaryota; Fungi; Ascomycota; Sordariomycetes; Xylariales; Hypoxylaceae. The record is from RefSeq and is a predicted model, not a curated record.